This is a messenger RNA of Leptosia nina, 4542 nucleotides long. NCBI's taxonomy places the organism in Eukaryota, Metazoa, Arthropoda, Insecta, Lepidoptera, Pieridae. The record is from the annotation of a GenBank genome assembly.
AUGGAUACCAGGAACCGGAUGUUGUUGCAACACAAUCAGCAUGAAAUCGUGAAGGAUUUAGACGUCACGUACAUAUUGGAUGAACUGUUCACGAAACAGGCGAUCACCAGCGAAGAUUUCGAUCAUAUUUAUAAGCUGAACGACAGAGCAGAAAGGGUCAGAUAUCUUCUGGAGACGAUCAUUCAGAAUGGGAACAACAACGCAUACGAGGUGUUUGUAGACAGCCUGGUGAAGGACUAUAAGUGGCUGUGGGAGAAACUAGCGCUGGGGAACAACAAAGCGAUGAUUGAAGAUAGUUUCGAAGACAGCAUUAGCCGUGGUGAUGUUCCACGACUCCCUGACCACUUCGUUAGGAGAUUGGCGCUGGAGCAAGAUGUAGCGAACAAGUUAAAAUCGCUGACGCGCCACAAAAUCCUAGCACUGCACGGGAUGUCUGGUUCUGGCAAGACCAGUGUUGCCAUCAGCGUACUUAGAAACAACCCAGAAUUAGUUACUAACAACUUCAACGGUGUCGUGUUUUGGCGUAAUCUAGGAAAUUGCAAGACUGAAGAUGAUAUCAUUGCACAGCAGAAUAAGUUAUACCGCAAAGCGUCAUCAUUAUGUAACCACAACUCGUACAUGAAUUCAUCCAUAUCUAUGUCUAGUAUCGGUUCUAAUGCCGAUUCCUUAUCGAGCUAUGACUGGACUUGGCAGGAAUUGAGGGAUAGACUGAAGACCCUUUUUUCGGAACAAGCCCUAAAGGAAUCUCUACUCGUGUUGGAUGAAGUGAAUGAGAAGAAUUGCUUGGAAGCAUUCGAUAUUGGCUGCAAGAUAUUGGUGACAACGAGAGACACUGAUGUUAUAGUUAAUUUUCAUCCUCUCAUCGUGAAGGUUGAGAACCAUUUCACUGAAGAAGAAUCUUUAUCCUUAUUAGCAUCGUGUGUAGAUGUCUCAGUGUCUGUGUUACCGCGUCAAGCGAAGCGUCUCCACGAAAUCUGCAAGGGAAGCCCUUUCCACAUUGCCCUAAUUGGCGCUGAGUUAGCCGAAAACAAGGAGAGAUUGGUACAUGAUACCAGACAUUGGAAUUAUUAUUUGAACAAACUGGAAAAGAAGGAGUAUUUUUUUUUAUCUAGACAAAAUGACAAACCAAUGAAAACCAUAGAGAUGUGUAUUAAUUCAUUAAAAUCAGACAUAUUACCACUAUUCAAAAUGCUUACUAUUUUACCUGACAACGCUAAAGUCACAGCUAGGGUGCUCAGUAAACUAUGGAACAAAGACGUCACAAAUGUUGAAAGUAUAAUGAAGCAACUGCGUAGUAAAUCACUUAUAAUUGAAUGCUACGACCAAGAAAAGAGGAACUAUAUCUAUGAAAUACACGAUUUAAUAAUGAAUUAUCUAAGAACAAUACGAAACGAAGAUGAAGUGAGGAAGAUACACUGCGACUUCUUGAAAAAUUAUAAAUAUGACACAAACAAUGCGCCAGUUGAGAUCGAAGAUGAUGGUUACAUAGCUUACUAUAUUGGAUAUCAUUUAUAUCAUACGCAAAAUUUGAACAACAGAUGGAGUCUGUUUGAAAAAAUAUUUUUGGACCUGAAGUUUUUGGGUAACAAGGUUAGGUUGACCGGACCGGCUGAUGUUAUUUUGGAUUUACAAAAAUAUGAAAAUUAUAUUGUUCUUGUGGAAUUGGAUCGAGAAUUACUUUACAACAUCAAGUCAUACCUUAGCACACACGGAACGGACCUGUACCGCUAUCCAAGCACUGACAUUAUACAGAGUGUUCUUCAACACGAAUCAAAGGGCGUGUUAUAUACUAAAGCAUUUGAAAUUUCUCAGCGGCGCUGCGCUUUGAACGAACUAUAUUUUGACUUUCUCCACGAACAGAACGUCGAAGAAAUAAAACACUCGACGAUAGACGCAAAGGAAAUGAUCACCACCGUAUGUUUUCUGGGAGAUUAUGUUGUCGUGGGCACUAUUUGUGGUACUAUUAAGUUUUUCCAAAUAUCAACGAACAAACUGAAGAAGGAGUUGAACUGCGGCGAAGCCAGCAUUAAGUGGGUCGGGGUAAGUCCUGUCAGUCCACCGCGCGUCGCGUCUCUAUCCUGUGAUGGAGUCCUGAGGCUCUGGUACAUUGACGACCUGGAACAUGAACAGACAGACGACAUCAUUGAAGAAGAAAACGAAGAGCCCCUUAACAACAAUUAUGCCACGAACGUAACAAUACCGCCCAAACGGGGCCCAUUCCUCUCCUGUCGAUGGGCGAACACAGACGAACUAAUAUUCACGCACACAUCCACAAUGAUCGUCAUUUACAAGCCGAACGGUGACGUGGCACAGAUCAUAGACAAUUUGUAUAGAGACAGAGAUAUUCUGUGCUGCGUGCCGUGUAACUUUGAUAAACACGCGAUCGUCGCAAGCGCAAAUAGUACCCACAGUUUGGAUGUGAUCGAUCUAAAGACCAGGACUAAAUAUUGCUUCGAGGAAACUGAUAUUGUUCUGGAUAUAUUGACUGUGCCAGAAAACAACAAAAUAAUAACAUUGAAAGACAAGGAAAUCUGCGAGUUUGACUGUAAACUCAGUACCUACAUCAAACAAACAUGUACCAACUGUAAGCGUAGAACGAUACUCAAAGCUGAUAGCGUUAAAGAGAAUAUAUCAUUCUUGUCUAUGGCCGUGAACAAGACUGGAACUCUAUUGUUCGUGUCUACAGACGACAGUAGGAUAAUCUGUGUGGAUUUGAAGACCACAGCGUAUAUCUUUGAUUUGGAAAACCGAAGGGGAAAUGUAGUAACAAUGGCAAUGAGUGAGAUCUUGAUGGACGAUUUUGAACCCGGUUCUGAUGUGCUUCUAACUGGAACGGGAACUAUAGAAAAUUCAUUGAAAGUCUGGUUCCUCGACCCGACGUAUGUUUCGCAGAAUUCACAUAAGAAUGGCAAAGUCCGGCUAACAACAAAGUUCGACGCGAGUUUCAUAAACACUAGCACCCCACAUACACCCCCGGGCUCGACUAGUUCCCCACAAAGCACCCACACAACCCCACAGAGGCACCAAUCCUUCGUCAAUCCUAAAGAGGUGGUGAAAAGGGUUGUCAAGUCUACUAUGAGUCUCGACAGACAUUCCUUGAAACCGUUGAACUUGAAGGGAAUCUGCAAUGGUGCUAGUGACAGUGUGCAUACGCCCUUAUUGGCCGUGGUCGAUGAUAAGAAUCACAUUCAGGUGAUGCGCGGAAGAAAAUUAUUAACAGAAAUACCUACAGAUUCAGCAGAGCUGAUAACCAUGGUCAGAAUAUCACCAUGCAACCAGCACAUUAUAUAUGGUCUAGAGUCGGGCAUAGUACGAAAAUACUCUCUACGAAGCAAGGAAAACAGGGAUAUUAUGGAUGUAUACAGCUCUGUACAGUAUAUGGCCUUUGUUAGCGAGCGUCUGUUGAUAGUGGCAGGAAAGAACCGUUGUGUUAUGGCCUAUAAAUUGACGGAUAACGGAGAUUGGAAACCAGAAAUGCUCCAAAGAGGAAAUUGUAACUUGGGUUCGCAAGAAUUACUAAACGAUUUCCAAGGCCUUAAGAAGAAAUACCAAGGCGACCAGAUUUCAAAUUCAAGCAGUGAACUCAGUAUGACGUCACGACUCUUCCCUAACGGUGAAAACAGGGAACUACUCUGCAAGCCCAGCAAUUUAGUAGACUGCUAUUGGGUCAAGGGAAUCGGUCUUAUCGUUAUCGAGUCAAAUGCGACUAUAAAGCUUUGGGACGAGAACUUAAAAUUGAUCAGCGUACUGAAUGGACGGCAAACUGAUGUCUUCAUAAAGUGCUCGGCUAUGAAGAAUAACGUUCUCGUUAUAUGCGAUGACUAUAACAUGGCGUUUCAGACGUUCGAAUUGAAGCAACGCGAUAACGUGUCCCUGCAAGUGAUACAAGAGAGCAAAUUGAACAACCGGGUCAACUGCUGCGCACUCACCGCUGACGGGCACGUACUCGCCAUGGGCCUGGAUUCUGGUGACGUAGCUAUAUGGAACGUCCCAAACAAGCGACAACUACGUCUCCUUAAACACCACAAGAGCAAGGUGCAAUGGUGCGGUUUCUCCCCCUCUCCGGAGAGGUUGUACCGCAGUGGUUCCUGUCACUCGCCUUCAGUUCAUGGUUCAUUCUACAUUGAGGAUGAUGAGCAACCUCCUCUCGUUCUGGUGACAAUGGCCAGCGAGAUCGUCUGGUGGAACAUCAGUUACGUCAUUAGAAUGAGGAGUAGGGGCUUCAAGAGCGGUUGGAACGUUGUGACCCCGGUGGCUAGUCCCCUCGACUCCAAGAGCGAGAGCUUUUCAAACGAGAGCAGCCCCAACAACAACUUUUUCUUCGGCAACAAUCCUUUCAGUCCGUACUUUCACUGGAAACAGCAUUGGAAGCGAAAGACUUGUCAAGAAGGAUCAAAACGCAAAGAGAUCCUGGCGUGCGUCAAACUUUCCGGAAUGUAUGCAAAGACACUUCGCCAUGAUGAAAAAUUCUCCUGUUUCGUCACAGUUGACAACCCUGGGCAUAUCCACAUUAUGACGCUAAUGGAUGCGCAUACGCCAUAA